This is a messenger RNA of Kwoniella shivajii, 1752 nucleotides long. RefSeq lists its product as uncharacterized. The transcript has 3 exons. NCBI's taxonomy places the organism in Eukaryota, Fungi, Basidiomycota, Tremellomycetes, Tremellales, Cryptococcaceae. The record is from RefSeq and is a predicted model, not a curated record. Bases 1 to 1752 code for a protein of 583 amino acids.
AUGUCAUAUCAAUCUUUUGCCGCGCCGAUCCCACAACCGUUGCUCACUUCCAUCGCAACGUCAAACAAAGGAUCGCGCUUGAGCGACUCUUCGAUAUCGUCUCAUGCGUCUUCCUCAUCCACAGCGUUCAGCUGGACUCCGUCGCGUGAUUCAGUAUAUUCGACUUCAUCAGAUGGAUGGUCUGCGACCGUCGUAACCCCUAGAAAGGAAAAAGGAUUUGAGCUGGAAAUUUGGAAGAACAAUGCUGAAGUGGAAGGGAGAGGGGAGAUCGAGUAUAUAGACUUGGCCGGGAAGGAAAGUUGGUGGAACUCAACUCAGCCUUCAUCUAGAGUGCUAGACCAUGAGGAGAAGAAGGAAGAUGUUCAAAGGUGGUUGGAUGACUCCCCUACUUUGCCAUCGUCAUCUGUACUUCCAGAAAUCGAUAUUAUGCCCUCCAGUUUAUCGGGCGACUUAGUGUCAAAGAAGAGAUGUCAAUAUCAGAUGGCUGGAAAGCGGAUUUAUGACCAAGAGAAAACCAUAUUUGAUGUGUUUGAAACCAACGAUAAUGAAGGAGAAAAUGAUACUUUGUUCUCAGGUGUAUCUAUACACCGACCUUUCACUACCAAAAUUCGACCUCCUCUUCCUAAUCAUUUCACCGAUCCCAUCGUCCCAGUUAUUCCAUCACGCAAUUCUUCCAGAAGACGUCCGGUUCUACCGUCAAGAGGAUCAUCCUUAAAAUCUCUAAAAAGCCAGGAGUCAUCUGGUCCCCCAGUCGCUGGACCUUCACGAGCUAUAGCUUCUCAUCGACCUACACCAGCUCGCACGUUCUCACAUCCUCCUCCAACCACCAAUCGACGAUCCUCCCUGCAUAAACAUCGUAGACUAUCGCCAGCUCUUCUUCAGCCUAUAUCGGAAACUCCCAAGGAUUUAGACGUACCUCCAGACGCUAGUUGGGCUUUACGUUCCUCUCCUCCCAAAAUUGGUUUGGCUAAAUCAACACCUAAUUUGCGGCGAAAAAACUUAGACAUGACACUGAAAUUCAAGUUCAAACGAUCCAGCUCUCAAAAGGAUUGUCCAGGAGCAAAUGAUUUCAUGCCUUGCGAUUCUUUCCCUUCCUCCCGAGACCUAUUCGAAAUUGAAAGAGAAGGUAGAGCUUCUUUGUCAGAUAUAGCAAGAUCAUUUAUUUCAUCAUUACCUGAUAGUCCUGGAAGAAUCAGUCUAGAUGGAAGGCCGGACAUCAAUCUUGGCUUGAGGAAGAGUCCUAAAACAAAUUCUCUAUUGGGAUUGAAAAAAAGUCAAUCACAAAGAAGACCUUCUCUGCUAGGCCUGCCCGAAUGGAAUCCCAGACCCAAUGCAAGAUCAAUGAGUGAUUCUCACAUAACUCAAUCGAGUUCUAGAACACUUGAUGCUUUGAGAAGAAGUCGAGAUUCACCUUUGUCAAAUUCGGAAGAUAUAUUUGGUUCUUCAAGUAAAAGAUGUUCGAUCUCAUCAAAUACAAGACCGUAUUUGGAGGAGGAUCUGUUAGCUGUUCUGGAAGCUGAAAAUUGGGAUUGGCCAUCACCGCCAUUCAGAAUUAAUAGAUCAGAAUCUACACCUGGAUUAUCAACAUCAGGGACUUUGGAAAGUAUGGCAAGCCCUCAAACUCCAAGUGAAAGUGAAUUUGUACUUCACGGUGAAGUGGAAUGGUUAGCGAAAGCCGGGAAAGAGAAAAAGAGCGAAUGGAGAUCAAUGAGUCUGGGAGAAAGCAUAGAAAGUAUAGAUAUCUCGCUUUAG